Messenger RNA from Guyanagaster necrorhizus, 932 nucleotides. RefSeq names its product peptidyl-prolyl cis-trans isomerase-like 3. The record is from RefSeq and is a predicted model, not a curated record. Bases 1 to 540 code for a protein of 179 amino acids. The transcript is spliced from 6 exons. Gene Ontology annotation, cellular component: catalytic step 2 spliceosome. Gene Ontology annotation, molecular function: peptidyl-prolyl cis-trans isomerase activity. Gene Ontology annotation, biological process: protein peptidyl-prolyl isomerization; protein folding. NCBI's taxonomy places the organism in Eukaryota, Fungi, Basidiomycota, Agaricomycetes, Agaricales, Physalacriaceae.
AUGAGGCCGGGUCGUAUCUCGUCUAUCACUAUUACCGCGAUGUCCGUUACACUGCACACUACACAUGGAGAAUUGAAGAUAGAAAUAUUCUGCGAAGCCGUACCUAAAGCAGCAGAAAACUUUCUGGCACUCUGUGCUUCGAACUACUAUGAUGAUUGCAUAUUCCAUCGCAACAUCAAAGGAUUCAUGGUCCAGACUGGUGACCCAACCGGAACUGGGAAGGGCGGUCAGAGCAUCUGGGGAAAACCAUUUCCCGAUGAGAUUAGGUCUACUCUCAAGUUUAAUGCUCGCGGGAUGGUCGCCAUGGCCAAUUCCGGUCCAGACACGAACAAGUCGCAGUUUUUUAUCACUUACUCCAAGCAAACCCAUCUUGAUGGCAAGUACACGAUAUUCGGCAAGGUGAUCGACGGUUCAGACACAGCAUUGGACGCGAUAGAACGUGUACCAGUCAGCAACAAAAACCGACCUCUGGAUGAAAUCAAAGUAACAAAUAUCACUAUCCACGCUAACCCCGUGGCUGAUGCUCAGCUGAAGCGAUGAACAAACUAAAUGAAAAUCAAUGUGAGAAGCUUCUCCGUAGCCGCAUACCAUAGGUGACUUUCGCGGAAGAGGGUCUUGUGCUGCAAUGUUUGCAAUUUCAUUAAAGUAGGCGCUGCGAACCUCAGUACAUCACCGUUUGAUGAACCCGACGAGCUCUUUCUGUAAUUCCCGUUGUUUUCGUGCCUUCUCCAAGUCGUCGACGCUUCUCAAAUCAUAUACAACGUCCCGUGUUUUCCCAAAGUACACCUGUCACGAUCAUGAUUGCUACUGGCUGUAGGUGCUAGCUCGACGUGUACUUACCUCUUGAAGCAGAUUGCGCAUUUUUAUCUCCAUGUCUUCAAUCAUUCUUCCAGUGUUUGUGACGUGAGAUGAAAGGUCGUGCAGAGCCAUAU